Molecule: messenger RNA, 5529 nt
Organism: Uranotaenia lowii
Lineage: Eukaryota; Metazoa; Arthropoda; Insecta; Diptera; Culicidae
Exons: 2
Coding region: 1-5529 (1842 amino acids)
Molecular function (GO): nucleic acid binding
Source: RefSeq, a predicted model, not a curated record
AUGGCAGCUGUUGACAAAAACGCGCCUUCGCCUGCGACAGAUACCGAAGGAACAUCUAGCUGUGUAGCUUGCGAUAAGCCGGACGGCGCCGGGAACCUUGUCCAGUGUGACCAAUGCGACGAUUGGUGGCAUCAAUCUUGCGCUGGUGUCACGGAUUCCAUCGAAAGCAAGCCGUGGACUUGCCGUAAGUGUGUUCCAGCUCCAAGUAUCGCGAGUAGCACCACCACAACUAGUUCACGCAAACGCAUUCAACUAAAAUUAGAGAAGCUGGCUGAAAAGCGCGCUCUAGAACAAAAAGUUCUACAGGUUAAACUGGAUGCAAUCCAUGCCGAACAGAAAAUGGUCGAUGAAAAGUAUAAACUCCUCCGAGCAGCAGUCGAAGAUCCGGAAGAAAACGGUAGCCAUCGAAGUCGGGUAACUAGAAGAAGCAGUCUUCAACGUACCAAUGAUUGGCUCGACCAAAUCUCAGAGCCCGAGAACGGCGUGUGUGAUGCCGCUGUGCUCGAACCCGAAAUUAGUCCUACGAUUCCACAACAUCCACCAAAUUCUUUUGCCACACUUCCCCUAGCAGCAGGAAUGCAUUUCGGAACCACGCCCAAACUAAAUGCAACCAACAAAGGCGGAAGGGGAGGAAAUUCGAGGAAAUUGAUACCCACAUUGAAUGCUGACGUGCAACACAUCGAGCAGCUGCAGAGAAAACGCGCCGGUUUGAAACAGCAUCCGAACGCUGCGAUACCAACUGCCUUUCCUCUUCCGGAGUUCAGAGCAGAUCAACAGGAAAAUUACUUUGUCCCCAACGUAAUCACCGAAGACGGAGAAACCGAACAGCCUUCCCCUCCGACCAAAUAUACCUCCAACCAACACCAACAAGGUAAGCCCGUUCCAACUACUGAUUUCAAUUGCCAACCAAUGUCUCCCAUAUCAAAUAUAGACCAUUAUGAGUCCCUGAUAAGCCAAUUUGGACACAUGUCGCCAAGUGAAUCAAAUAUAGCCCAAUUUAUGACUGAUUAUAAACCCACUCCCUCUCAACUUGCUGCUCGCCAGACCAUGAAUCGUGACCUCCCUACCUUCACUGGGAACCCGGCAGAAUGGCCUAUGUUUAUAAGCAUUUUCACAACCACAACAUUGGCCUGUGGUUUCAACAAAGCCGAAAAUCUUUUACGCCUUCAGCGAUGCUUAAAAGGCGCGGCUCUUGACUCGGUCCGGAGUCGCCUUAUGAUGCCGAAUUCCGUUCCGAACAUUAUUGAUACACUCCGAAGCUUUUAUGGAAGACCGGAGUUAUUAAUUAACGAUAUGCUAGCCAAAAUUCGUUCUAUUCCCCCACCUAAAAAUGAUAAACUUGAAUCGUUAAUUGAAUUCGGCAUUAUCGUCCAGGGUUUUUGUGAUCACCUCAAAGCUGCGAAUCAAGAGAAUCACCUGUCAAAUCCGUCACUACUUUCGGAGUUAGUACAACGUUUACCUGAUAAUUACAAGAUGCAGUGGGCGGAUUAUAGUGUAGUGAAAAGUGAUGUCGAUUUGCAUGAUUUUGGAGAAUUUAUGAACAAAUUAAUUACCUCCGCCAGUCGUGUUACCUUGUACACGGGGCCAACUGGUAGAUCGGAAGAUCGUAGCAAACCGAAGCGCGGUUUGCUUCAUGCGCACAUGGACGUCGGUCAAACAACUAACCGGGUACUGAAAUGCGUUGCGUGUGAUGGAGAUCAUCGUCUCAAGGAUUGUGCGGAAUUUACAUCGUUCAACAUAGACAAUCGUUGGCAGUUGGUACUCAAAGAAGGACUUUGCAGGAACUGUCUUAAUUUCCAUGGUCGUCGUUCCUGUAGAGUGCGUGGUCAAUGUGAUGUGAACGGUUGCCAGCAGCGACAUCAUCCUCUGCUACAUUCCCCUCGUCUCCCUCCUCCUUCUAAUGAAACUUCGAAUAGUUUCGUAAACCAUCAUACUGUUACGUCAGCUGAAAAUCACACGCAUCGGAGUUCGACCUCAUCUCAUCUUUUCCGUAUUUUACCGAUUACUGUGUAUGGAAGCGGAAACCGAAAGCUAAAUACUUAUGCCUUUUUGGAUGAGGGCUCAUCUCUUACACUCAUGGAAGAGGCGCUAGCUCAGGAGCUUGGAAUCCAAGGUGACCCUCAAGUGCUCUGCUUGAAAUGGACUGGAAACGUGACCCGAACUGAACGCAAUUCACAAAAACUAGAAUUAGAAAUAUCUGGAAUUAAUCUUACUAAAUAUCACCUACAAGAUACCAGAACGGUGAAAGCUUUGACACUUCCAAAGCAAUCAUUGCAAUAUGAUUCACUGUCAACAAUGUUCCGCCAUCUAGAAGGCCUGCCAAUCUCCAGCUAUACUCAUGCAGUGCCACGGAUUUUGAUUGGAGUGAAUAAUAUUCGGUUAACUGUUCCACUUCGAGUCAAAGAAGGCAAGCUCAAUGAACCAGUUGCUACCAAGACACGUCUUGGUUGGUGUGUAUACGGGGGAACGGUCGGUUGUCUAGAAAAAGCAACGGUGAAUCUUCAUACAUGCGUGUGCAUAACCGAUAGAACCCUUCAUGACACGGUUAAAGAUUACUUCGCAUUGGAAGAUACUGGUAUUGCGACUUCAAAGGUUUUAGAAUCAGCAAACGAUAUCCGGGCAAAUAAGAUUCUGGAAGAAUCAACUAUUCGUGUAGGCCAACGAUUUCAGACAGGUUUAUUAUGGAAAUACGAUCUUGAUCUAAUAGAGUUUCCGGAUAGUUUCCCUAUGGCCAUGAAACGGUUUGAAUGUCUCGAAAGAAAGCUGGAAAAAGACCUGAAAAUUAAACAAACAAUUGAACAGCAAAUUAAAGAUUAUUUAACGAAAGGAUAUGCUCGUCGAGCCACUAACGAUGAACUUAAAAAUAGCGAUCCUCGGAAAGUAUGGUACUUACCUUUGGGUGUAGUAGUAAAUCCGAAAAAACCGGGAAAAGUACGCAUGGUUUGGGAUGCUUCCGUCAUGGUAAACGGAGUUUCGUUAAAUACAAUGCUGUUGAAAGGACCUGAUCAGCUAGUUGCAUUGCCUAGAGUUCUUUUUCGAUUCCGUCAAUUCGCAAUCGCAGUAACGGGAGAUAUAGCAGAAAUGUAUCACCAGAUUCUCAUCCGACCACAAGACCAACAAUCUCAACGAUUUCUUUGGCGAUCCGACCCGAACAAAAAUCUUGAAGUAUUCAUAAUGCAGGUUGCGACGUUUGGAUCUACGUGUUCUCCCGCAUCCGCACAAUACGUAAAAAACCGUAAUGCCAUGGAGUUUGCUGAGAAAUAUUCGAGAGCUGUAGAAGAGAUUAUAGACGGUCACUAUGUAGACGACUAUAUGGGAAGCUUCGCCAGUAAAGAAGAAGCUAAAAACGUCGCUGUUGAAAUACGCGAUGUUCACGCCCAAGGUGGUUUCAAAAUACGAGACUGGAAGUCCAAUUGUUCCGAAGUUAUCGAAGUAUUGGAGGAACAAACAACCAGCAAUCCGUCGCGCGUUGGAAUUAAUUCGACGACUAGCGAGAAGGUGUUAGGCAUGCAGUGGUUCUCAGGGGAAGAUCUCCUAGCCUACUGUAUCUCAUUUCAACCAGAUUUGCAGAAGCUUAUUACUAACAGAAAUAGACCUACAAAGCGCCAAGUGCUUAAAUUUCUGAUGAGUGUGUUUGAUCCUCUGGGAUUGUUAGCAGCGUUCGUGGUGCAAGGAAAAGUGUUGUUGCAAGAUGUAUGGCGUGCUGGAACAAAAUGGGAUGAAGAAAUUGAUGACCAAGGUUUUGCGAAAUGGAUACGAUGGACUGACCAAUUCCAAUUGAUAACGGAUCUGAGGAUUCCCAGGUGUUACUAUCCCAGCGCUACCGAUCUUCAGUACAAGUAUUUAGAACUCCACAUAUUUGCUGACGCCAGUGAAGACGCUUAUGCUGCAGUUGCCUUCUUUCGUAUUCCUGUUUCUCAUGAUUCCUUCCAAUUCUCCUUGGUUGCGGCUAAGACAAAAGUAGCUCCUCUGAAACACUGCUCCAUCCCUCGUUUAGAACUGCAGGCGGCCGUUUUGGCGACUCGUUUAGCAACGUUCAUCAAAGAAGGUCAUACCUUGACAAUUGACAAAAUAGUAUUCUGGUCAGACUCUAGCACAGUUUUGGCAUUGAUACGCUCUGAUCAUCGGCGGUAUAAACAAUUCGUUGCUUGUCGGGUUUCUGAGGUCUUAACGACAACUACGAUCGCUGACUGGCGGUGGAUAUCGACCAAACUUAACGUAGCAGAUCUAGCAACAAAAUGGGGCCAAGGAGGCCAACUGAAUUCAAACAGUCCCUGGUUUCAGGGCCCUGAAUUCUUGAAAUUGGAUGAACAGCACUGGCCUAAACCGAAAUCAAUUUUAGCUACCAACGAAGAGAUGAAACUUUGUGGAAUACAUCAUGGUAUUACUGUCCCAGUACCUAUAAUUGACCCUUUACGUUAUUCGCGAUGGACUAGGAUGCUAAGAGUGACGGCGUACAUUUUACGAUACUUUAACAACGUUCAGAAGAAGAGGUCAAAGCUUAAUAGUAUUUAUCUCACUCGAGAUGAACUGCAGAACGCUGAAAAUUAUCUUUUUCGUUCCGUACAAUGGGAGGCGUAUCCAGAAGAAAUGUCAGUGCUGCUGUCGACUACAAAUGUUGGUGUAGAAAAGAAUAGUCCACUGUACAAGUUAUCCCCUUACGUAGAUGAGCAAGGGGUGCUCAGAAUGGACGGACGAAUAGGAGCAGCUAAGAAUGUAGAAGAAAGCACCAAGUUUCCAGUGAUUCUGUGCAAGCAACAUCCGAUAACUGAUCUUCUUAUUAGUCAUUACCAUAGCAAGUACCAUCACGCAAACUUUGAGACCGUGGUGAACGAAAUCAGGCAGUGUGUCUACAUUCCACAGAUUCGAUCGCGCGUCAAGAUCAUAAUAAAUGGAUGCCAAUGGUGCAAAGUGUACAAAACCCGUCCCCAAGUUCCCAGAAUGGCUCCGCUACCGGCAGCGAGAUUAUCAUCAUUCACUCGACCUUUCAGCUAUGUUGGGCUGGAUCUUUUCGGACCCGUUUCGGUCAAAGUUGGCAGAAGCAAAGUGAAGCGUUGGGUAGCCUUGUUCACGUGCUUAACUAUACGUGCAGUACACGUGGAGGUGGUGUAUAGCCUGGACACUCAAUCUUGCAUCAUGAGUAUCCGUCGUUUUGUCGCUCGACGUGGUUCCCCGCUUGAGUUCCAUUCAGAUAACGGUACAAAUUUCCGUGGGGCAGACAACAUACUACAAGAACAGAUUAGAAACAUCCAAGAAGGACUGGCGUCAACGUUUACUAACACUGUAACAAAAUGGGUUUUUAUUCCUCCUGGAACGCCCCAUAUGGGAGGCUCCUGGGAGCGUAUGACUCACUGCUUUUCUGCUACUGCUGCUGCUGCUGCGGAUACCCGUCGAUGCUGCCGGACACUACGGUGCUGGAUCUCGCUGCCGUGGUACCACCAGGAUUUGUCGGGUCGACCGGGUUUCCACCAGGUUUCGACCGGGAUAGCGGACGCCCUGGUGCGGGCCGGCAUUUCUUGCCUGCCUUAG